Molecule: messenger RNA, 1660 nt
Organism: Calidris pugnax (ruff)
Lineage: Eukaryota; Metazoa; Chordata; Aves; Charadriiformes; Scolopacidae
Exons: 4
Coding region: 85-792 (235 amino acids)
Biological process (GO): spermatogenesis
Source: RefSeq, a predicted model, not a curated record
AGACAAUGCCAACCAGAGCCACUGUCUCCAGCAGCCCAGGCCUGGAGCACCCUGCAGCGCGCAGAGGAGCGGCCACGUUCAUCCAUGGGGAAGGGCACACCCUGCCAGGCCAACAGCCAGGUGGAGGCCAAGCUGCAAGCAGGCAGCAGCAAAGCCGAGCAGGCACAGAGCAGGGAGGUGGCAGUGCAGGUCCAGGCAGAGCUCAGCCAGUGCCAGCAGAAACAGCAACUGAGCCUGGAGCAGGAGCUGAAACACGUGCACCCUGCGUCCCAUGCCCAAGAGAAGGUGCAGAAGAGCCUCGAACAGCUCCAAGCCCUGAGGGAGCAGCUGAGGGCACGGGAGGAAGAGAACUGGAGCCUGUGGUGCGGCCUGGCUUGGCUGCAGGAGGAGCUGAGAGCCACCCGCAGCCAGGGCCAGCAAAGUGAGGAGGAGAGGCAGCAGCUCCGCUGGGAGCUAAGGAAGCUGCAGGAGCAGAGCAAGCAGGAGGAGCUGAGCAGGCAAGCCCAACACUGGCAGCAGCUCUACCAGGACAGCCAGCGAGCUCUGGCUGCGCGAGAAGAGGAGCUGGUGCUGUGCAAAGUGGAGCUGGCGUUCUUCAAGGAAGAGCUCAGCAAGGCCAAGAAGCAGGUGCCGCAUAGAAACGGGAGCGCAGGCUGGGCCCCUGGCACCAGGGAAGGACAGAGCCUAGCCCACAGGCAGGGCAGAAGUGGAGAGGACAGGAGAGGGGACAGCAUACUGCAGAUCCCGGGCCACCAAGGGAGGACGCUGCGGGUCUGGCAGCAGCAGGGUUGAAUAUUUUGAAACUAGCCCUCUUUGCUCCACCGCUAGAAAGAAGCCCCUCAGCAUGGAACUACCAUGGGAUGACAGAAGUUCACAGCCAGUAGAGCUGAGGUUAACAGUUCCUCUCCAGAGGAGCUCUCCCAAGGCACCAGCGUCUCCAGACCCUCUGCUCAGCCCCAAAGGCUGCUGCCCCAGCACAGCCUGCUUUCUCCAGCCACCUUCAGUCUCCUAGAGGGCUGGGAAGAGCAGCCACGCACCAGCCAUGAACCACCUGCUGGUUCACACGUGGCCCCAGUGGUCGUUCUUCCCAGGUAGAAACCCUGCGCUCUUCCCACGCUCUGGCAUGCUCUGACAGCAGCAGCUGCGCAAGGAGAAGGAGCUGGUGCAGGUCAACAGCAGCGGAGCAUCAGCAGUCACUGCUGCCAGCAGGGGUGCAUGGGACAGAUGGGCAACUGCUGCACUACCCAAGCUCCUGCAAGGCCAGCAGAUCAGGAGUGUCUCUGCACCACCUCAUCUCCCCUGCCUUUCCUCCAGGCGUCUUCAAGACACACAGGGCGGGAUGCAGGAGGAAACACUUCUCUUCACGGCCAGAACCCCUGAGCAGCACCACAAGUGUGGGCAGCUGAAGGUGAGCGGAAUCCCAGGCCCAGCCUGGCCUGAAACGGGGCUGGGCCUAUGGGAGAACUGCCUUUGCGGCUGUAUGGGCCAGGGCUGGGCCAAGGAAAGGUGGUCUUUGCCCUCUAGGUCAGUGUCAUUCUCUGCCUCUUCCCAGACUCUACAGGGCUACAACUUGACAGUCCCAGCCCCACACGGUUCUGCAGGGCUGCCUCCACCCAACGCUCGCCUCCAGGACAAGAAGCAGCGCAGCACAAAGCAAGGA